AUGGUGACUCGGGUAAAAUAUAGGCAAUUUGUCUCCUUAUUGGUGGUUUUGCUGUCUACGUGGGACGUUCUCUUUGCUGGCAAUAGUGUUGUAAAAACUCGGGAAAGCGUCGGACUUGAAAUAAAAUGCGAAGAAGCUGAAGUGAGAAUAGCCGUAAAGCGAGAGUUUUUUGAGGAGAAGCGUAUUCCGUUCAAACCUGAGUAUCUUCGACUUGGAGCAAACUCGACACAGCAGAGGUCCUGCGGUGCGAAGGGGCCGGUGUCUGACUCAGAAAUGGUCAUCUCUGCAGGGCUGCAGGACUGUGGGACUGAGGCCAGGGUCCAUGGGGAAUGGCUUGUGUAUUCCAACCAACUAGUACUAUUUCCUGCUGUGGUUCCCACCCCCACUGGCAGCGUGAUAAUUAGAGGGGUACCCACUGUCAUACCUGUGGAGUGCCAUUAUAGGAGAAAGCAGACUGUGACUGGAGAACCAUUAACCCCAACAUGGCUACCAAUGACAUCCACCAUCAGUGCCUCUGGUCUUCUGCACUUCUCCCUUCGUACCAUGGCAGAUGACUGUACCUCUCCACGUAGUUCCUCAGUGUAUCAGCAGGGGGAAGCAGUGUUUCUGGAGGCCAGCGUGGAGGCCCCGCGACACCCUCCUCUCACUCUGUAUGUGGACUACUGUGUUGUUACGCUGAAGCCUGACCCCCUCUCCCUGCCAAGUUACAAGUUUAUCACCAAGCAUGGAUGUCUUAUGGACAGUGUAUUGCCGGGUUCUUCGUCUAAAUUCCUCCCUAGGGAGCAAAAUAACAGACUAUGCUUCAGUGUUCAAGCCUUCCACUUCAAUCAGGAGUUUGGGAAACAGAUGUUCAUCAGCUGCAACAUCAGGGCCACUCUGAAGCAAAACUCACACAGCCACCUCGAUAAAGCCUGCUUCUUCCAUAGACCCACAUUCAGCUGGCGUGCCACAGAGGGAGACAAUGCUCUGUGUCGAUGCUGCGACUCUGAUGACUGCUUUAGAGAGACUGGAAAGGAAAAUAGUGGACAAACAACUCAAGCACAUACAGAAAACAAUCACAAGGCGGACACAUCAGUUGGACCACUUCUCACCCUGCCACGCUCCCAUUGGACAGGCCAUCUGUCAGUCAAUCACUAAAGACCCGUUUUCCAACUUUACAGUUAGGUGGGUACAGAGACUGUUGAGACCAAGCUCAAGGGAGUUAGGGGACACAAACAAUAAAGAAUCCAUCACAUAUUGUUUUUUCUUAUGAGUCAUGAAAUUUGAAAUUUGGAGGCUGUUUCUUGGCUCUAUUGAUUUAUACUUGGAGGCACCUACAAAACUCAUUUAAAGCUCCUACAUGUUGGAUUUAUUUUUUGAUUACUUUGAGCCCUGGAGACCUGCUGCUGUAGUAAUUUACAAUAGCCAUCACAAAAGCUCCUCCAUACACCACUGUUGACUACAGACAGAAAAUGUUGGCAGAAGACAUGAGUUUGCCAUAAUGCAGACGGAGUAUUAAACUCAAAUACAUGUAUGUAAGAUGGAGAAUUAUUUUUCUCUCUGGCAAUCUAUCAGUUGAAUAAUACUACCUCAGUUGGUUUCUUUAAACUUCAGUAAUUCCAAACACAAUAUCACGCUGAAAACUGCCUGAACUCUGUGUGUGUGUGUGUGUGCAUGUAGUUAACACUCCAAAACAAAAACUGGUCAGUCAGUCAUGCAUACGACCCUGGGAGGAACAAACACCACUACACUGACCAGUUUUCAAGGUUAUUUUUUUUUUUUUUUUUUAUACAUAAUACCACAAAAAUGAAUUUGUAAAUGAUGUACAUGUUCAGUCAGGGCUUUUGUCUAUUUUUGUUUAGUUGACUCAAUACUUAAAAUGUCUUUGAGAUGACAGAAAUCCUGUUCAUAAGUGUGUCUCAUCUGAGACAGACCAGGUAUUUUCAUUAUGACUGAAGAAUGGGCAGUUUUUCACUCAGCAAUGCAAAAUUGAUAGCCACAAAAACAAACCCAUGAGGAACAACAAACUACAAUGGGACCUAAAAUAUCUCGGAGCCAACAAGCGCACUAGUAUAAACAGACAUUUGAGUAAGAAUGGGACAGCUACGCAGCAAUGCACUGUAUGUGCUUUACAUCCCCUGCCUGCAAUAGAAACACUCGUCUGGUCCCGUGAGAGGAAAUGUGACCGACCAAAUGGGAAACCUGGUAGAUUUCAUGAGGCGGCGUCUUAUUCCAUGACAUCAGGACUACAUACCUCUCGAUCUGAAAAUAAGCCUCUGUGUUAAUGUAAUUAAAAAUUCCAUUUUAAAGAGGAUCUUUUCAAGACCUAGAAUAUGCUGACCUAUCUCUUGACCAAGAUGAGUUUUAUUUAAAAUGCUCCACAGAUCAGUAAAGAAUUUUGUGAAUGGAAUAGUUGAAAGUGAGAAGUUACAUCAACUUCUGUUUUGUUGUGCUUAGUCGUGUAGUGCUGUACUGUAAGCCUCUGGUUUGAACAGAUGUGACUCGUUACAUUUAGAAAUGGCAAAAAAGGAGGACUUUAGGAUGCAUUUGUUCUGUUUUACUGUGAUAUUACAGUUAUCUGAUAUAUUUGAUCCAGCAUGAAAUUGAUCUGUUUUAGACAACAGUGACUUUAUAUUUUAUUUUUAUUUUUUAAUCAAGGUUUUUGAUGCUCAACACUCAAAACAAUGUAAUAUAUUGCAUAUAAAAUAAGGUUAUUCAUCACAUUUCAAAUGGAGUUUUGGAACCAUUUUAGAUUAAUUGUGUGCAUCCAGUUUAAAGUGUUGGUUAUAAUCUGAAAGGCCUGGCAUAGAGUUCCUCAUGCAGAUAAAACCAGGUAUGCCAAUGUUAGCUUCAGCCAGCCAUAUUCAGUUUUAUAGUAUUCUGGCAGCUGUGCCUCCUAUGAGUGACCAAUGGAAAUGGUUAUGAAUAAACCCUUUAAUCAUAUUUAAAAGGCACUGAAUGACAUUAGUUACCCCUUUUACCCAGAUAUGUCAUUAGUGCUCUCCCGUGUUGUUGUAUCAAAUGUUUUGACUAAUGUGUUACUCCAGCAUGUGUGAUGCAAGUGUUGGUCUUGGCAUGGCACAUCAGAUAAUGUUUUGUUUGAUGUCUCCUUUAGUUGGAGCCUCUCAGCACAGAAAGGGAAACAUUACAACACUAAAGUCCCUCCUAGAUUGUUGCAGUCGAUUAUUAAUGCCACAAGCCACUUUUGCUAAUGGCCUUAGCUGGUUUACCAUCCUUCAUAAACUGCUCCAGUGUGCAAAAUAUAAUGCCAUGACAGUGCUACAAUGAUGGAAUCAACAUACAUGCCAUUUUAACAUCACUGAGCUGGAAACUUCAGAUUUUGGCUGGUUGACUUAAUGCUUAGGAUGCAAACACAGCUCUGACUUUUACCAACAUAGGGUCAGAAUGGUUUGCAAACUCUAGUGCAGUAGUCCAGAAUAACCCUGGGUUUAUCACCAUUUUGGGGGGUUCAGAAAAGGCCACCGACUACUACUUUACCAACAGAUGUGUUCUAAAUGUAUCUGCAAAACAUUAACUGACAAGGUAUUUCAUUAGUUUUCCCUAUAAAAUCCUGUCU
Molecule: messenger RNA, 3556 nt
Organism: Epinephelus moara (kelp grouper)
Lineage: Eukaryota; Metazoa; Chordata; Actinopteri; Perciformes; Serranidae
Product: zona pellucida sperm-binding protein 3-like
Exons: 8
Coding region: 1-1137 (378 amino acids)
Biological process (GO): egg coat formation; binding of sperm to zona pellucida; positive regulation of acrosome reaction
Cellular component (GO): extracellular matrix
Molecular function (GO): acrosin binding
Source: RefSeq, a predicted model, not a curated record